GCAGGGUCUAUGAUCAAAUGCCUGAGCCCAGGUGGGUCAUCUCUAUGGGAAGCUGUGCAAAUGGUGGUGGAUACUAUCAUUAUUCAUAUUCGGUGGUUCGGGGUUGUGACAGGAUCGUUCCCGUUGAUAUAUAUGUUCCAGGUUGCCCUCCCACAGCUGAGGCCCUACUUUAUGGACUGCUCCAGCUGCAGAAGAAGAUCAACAGGCGCAAGGAUUUCCUUCUCUGGUGGACCAAAUGAGGAUCUUCAAUUUGCUUCUGGUCAGCUUUCGGCUGCAUGCCGAGUAGGAAUAAAGUCGAACCGUGGUAGCUUCUCUUGCCUACACACCAUGCGGAGGAAGAGAUUUCUCAAAACUGUGGCUUGCAUGAACCAUUGUAUGUUCUUGUAUUUUAUCUACUUGUGGUGUCACCUGGAGAUGUUUAUGGUUUUCGUUAGACUUUGGAUUUAAUAAAGAACAGCUCAAAAUGUUUUUAUUUAAUAUGUAGCUAGUCAUUUGAAAUUGGGAACACCUGUGGUAUAAAUAUCUUAAACUUUUUUUUUUCUGGGUCGUAAACUUGAAUUUCGUUCCUUU
Molecule: messenger RNA, 570 nt
Organism: Ilex paraguariensis (yerba mate)
Lineage: Eukaryota; Viridiplantae; Streptophyta; Magnoliopsida; Aquifoliales; Aquifoliaceae
Source: the annotation of a GenBank genome assembly